This is a messenger RNA of Aethalodelphis obliquidens (Pacific white-sided dolphin), 1798 nucleotides long. It is a transcript of the gene TEKT1, whose product is annotated as tektin 1. Gene Ontology annotation, biological process: cilium movement involved in cell motility; cilium assembly. The record is from RefSeq and is a predicted model, not a curated record. Bases 491 to 1747 code for a protein of 418 amino acids. Gene Ontology annotation, cellular component: microtubule cytoskeleton; nucleus. The transcript has 8 exons. Lineage: Eukaryota; Metazoa; Chordata; Mammalia; Artiodactyla; Delphinidae.
UCGCGGCCCGGGCAACCCCAGGAAUCUCUCGUGGCUAACUCCAUGCAGCGCCGGGCUUGUGGCUUAGUGGUCCCAGGACGGCCUGCGGCUGCGAGGACCUGAAGCCAUCGUCCAGCCCAACAUCGCUGUACACCUGGGGAGUCCGAGACCCAGUGAGAGCAGUGCGGCCCGAGGUGGCCCAGCCCGCAGCAGGACCAAGGCCAGUUGCAGGUCUCCUGACUCCCAGCUUGGUGUCCCGCGUCUUCGUGGUAGGUUGAGAUAGCCGAGCAUCUGGCCUGAGCGCUCCCAGGCCACAUCCCCUUGUCCCCGGCGCUGGGGGUAAACACAGAACUCGCGCCUGCGCAGAGCCUUCUGAGGAAAAAGCAGGUUCGCGGCAGACCCCGCCCCUUUUGCCCUGGAGACGCGUCUCCGGUUGCCAUGGAGACUGCGCUGUUUACAGCCCAGUUCUGCAAGAACCCGGAGCUCCGGUUGGGGACUUUAGAAACCUCAAAUGGCCAAACUACUACAACAUCCACCCAAGUUCUUGCCCUCAGAGUGGCACAUUGCUAACAAGAACCAAUACCACAGAGCAGAGGCCCAAAGGUCCCGGUCCGAACGCCUGGUGGCAGAAAGCCAGAGGCUUGUGAAUGAAAUUGAAAAGACCACAAGAAAAUCUCAAAGCGAUGUGAACAAGAAACUAGAGCAGAGGCUUGAGGAAGUCAGGUUCUGGAAGAAGGAGUUAGAUGACAAACUUGAGCAGCUGGUGCACGCGACCGAAGAUCUACUCAUCUAUCAGACCAGAUUGGAGAAAGCCCUGGAGAGCUUUAAAGAGCCCUUGCACAUCACUGAGAAGUGUCUGGAAUACAGGGAGAAGCGAGUUGGCAUUGACUUGGUCCACGAUGAGGUAGAGCAGGAGCUGAUCAAGGAGGCGGAGAUCAUCCGGGGGGCGAUGGCCCUGCUGACCCGCACCCUGGAGGAGACGUCCGAGCAGAUCAGGCUGAACCGCGCUGCCAAGUACAGUCUUGAAAAGGACUUGAGGGACAAGUUUACAGCCCUGACCAUUGAUGAUAUCUGCUUCUCACUCAACAACAACUCGCCAGACAUCAAAUGUUCUGAGAACGUCGGGAGGGUUGAAGCAAACUCUGUGAGUCUGGAAGACUGGAUGGACUUCUCCAACACCAACGUGGAGAAGGCUGACAAGCAGAGGAACAACUCUCUGACGCUGAAGGCCCUCGUGGACCGAACCUUGUCCCAGACGGCCAACGACCUAAGCAGGCAAUGUGACGUGGUGGACACCGCAUUCAAGAAUGGGCUGAAGGAGACCAAGGACGCCAGGGACAAGCUGGCUGCUCAUCUGGCCAAGGUCAUGGAAGAGAUUGCCUCCCAGGAGAAAAAUAUCACAGUUCUUGAAAAAGCCAUCCUUGACCAAGAAGGACCUGCCAAGGUGGCUCAUACACGCCUGGAGACCAGGACACAUCGGCCUAAUGUGGAGCUGUGUCACGAUGGUGCACAGCACAGGCUGAUCAAGGAGGUUGAUGAGAUCACCCACAACGUCGCAAGAUUAAAGGAAAUGUUAGCCCAAGCUCAAGUAGAGCUGCGAGGCCUGAAUGGCAGGCAGCUCGCCCUGCAGGAGGAGAUCCAAGUCAAGGAGAAUACCAUCUACAUCGAUGAAGUGCUGUGUAUGCGUGUGAGGAAGUCCAUCCCUCCACGGGGUGGGGAUGACCACGGGAAGUGGGCCGGGGACCUCGAUCCGGACACUGUCUGCUGAAAGUCGGAUUCUCAGUAAGCCAUUCUCAUUAAACAGAGUCAUAAAACCGUA